Messenger RNA from Prunus armeniaca (apricot), 273 nucleotides. The record is from the annotation of a GenBank genome assembly. NCBI's taxonomy places the organism in Eukaryota, Viridiplantae, Streptophyta, Magnoliopsida, Rosales, Rosaceae.
AUGGCAUUGGCAGGCACUCUCCUUCAUCUGCUUGUGAUCUUCUUGGGGUUUUCUCAACUUAUUAUCUGCUUGAAUGCCGUCCCAGUUACAAGAAUUGGAAGUCUUCAGGUUCAUCAAAUUGCAGGAAAUAACAAACUGGUAAACACAGAGAAUAUUUUUUAUGAGCAAACUAUUACUGAAAGAAUGGAUGUGGAGCUUCAUGACUACCCGGGAUCUGGAGCCAACAACCGCCACACUCCAAAGCCGCAAUUUGGAAGAUGUGUGGAUUGCUAG